CCAGCGCGGCAGGUGGUGGCGUCUACCCGCACCUAGCCAAACCCGGACCGCGCGAGGAAAGCGCCCUGACCAAGCCGAGACUGGCGGCCUCCCGGGGCUGGGCGCUGGAGAGAGCGCAGUUGCAGGAGUGGCCGCUGCCGAAGUCCCCGGGCAGGGGGCAGGGCCAGAGGAUUGCACGCUCCGGGUGCCGGGGCGACACUCUAGCCCCAGGGGACUCGCCGCCCAGCCCCCGAGGGUGCAGGAGCGUCUGGCCGCUCACCUGGGGCCGAGAGGGAGCUGCCGGGCGGGGAGGUGCCGCAGGCACCAGGCGGGCAGGGCGGGGCAGGACAGGACGGCCGCCUCUGCAAGUGCCACCCGGCCCACCCGGGCCUCUCCCUUCUGCCCGGGAUGUCGGCGGCCGGGGCGCUCGCGGGCCGGGGCUAUAUGGGGCUCCCGCGCGGGCCGUUCUUCUGGCCGCUGCUCCUGCUCACGGCUGCCUGCUCGGGGCUUCUCUUUGCUCUGUACUUCUCGGCGGUGCAGCGGUACCCGGGGCCCGUGGCCAGAGUCAGGGAUACCACAUCAUUUCAAACAUUCUUGCAACCCAAGGCAUCGAAUUCUUGGACAGGAAAGGGCCAGGCCUGCCGACACCUGCUUCACCUGGCCAUUCAGCGGCACCCCCACUUCCGUGGCCUGUUCAAUUUCUCUGUUCCAGUGCUGCUGUGGGGGGAACUCUUCACCCCAGAGCUCUGGGACCGCCUGAGCCAAUACAAAGCCCCGUAUGGCUGGCGGGGGCUCUCUUACCAAGCCAUCACCUCCACCCUGAGCCUUCUGAACAGCUCAGAGAACGCCAAGCUGUUCGCCCCGCCCAGGGACUCCCCUCCAAAGUGUAUCCGGUGUGCCGUGGUGGGCAACGGAGGCAUUCUGAAUGGGUCCCGCCAGGGUCCCAACAUCGAUGCCCAUGACUAUGUGUUCAGACUCAAUGGAGCUGUGAUCAAAGGCUUCGAGCGCGAUGUGGGCACCAAGACUUCCUUCUAUGGUUUCACUGUGAACACGAUGAAGAACUCCCUUGUCUCCUACUGGAACCUGGGCUUCACCUCCGUGCCACAAGGACAGGACCUGCAGUAUAUCUUCAUCCCCUCAGACAUCCGCGACUAUGUGAUGCUGAGAUCGGCCAUUCUGGGUGUGCCUGUCCCUGAGGGCCCAGAUAAAGGGGACAGGCCGCACACUUAUUUCGGACCAGAAGCUUCUGCCAGUAAAUUCAAGCUGCUACAUCCGGACUUCAUCAGCUACCUGACAGAAAGGUUCUUGAAAUCAAAGUUGAUUAACACCAAUUUUGGAGACUUAUAUAUGCCUAGUACCGGGGCUCUCAUGCUGCUGACAGCUUUGCAUACUUGUGACCAGGAGUGUCUUGACUGCAGUCCCCAAUUAGGAUGGGGAGAGAGUAGUAAUGGGCUUUUGCAUCCACCCUCGAGUUCCAAACCCAGCUCUGGCAAUCACCAGCUAUGCAACGUGGGGACACAGUCAGUGCCUAUGGAUUCAUCACAAGCAACUACUGGAAAUUUUCCGACCACUAUUUCGAACGAAAAAUGAAGCCAUUGAUAUUCUAUGCAAACCACGAUCUGUCCCUGGAAGCUGCCCUGUGGAGAGACCUGCACAAGGCUGGCAUCCUUCGGCUGUACCAGCGCUGACCCCAAGGCACUGAACCCUUUGCUUCUUCAAGACUUGCGGCCCUUAUCCUCUCAAGUGGCCAAAAGCUUUUUUCUUAACUUUUCAAUCUUCACCUUCCUUUCUUUCCAACAGAGGGCACUGGGGUGAAUUCACGACUAUCAUCGAGGUCUGUUCAAUGCAGGACACCCCAGCUUGUCCUUGGCUCAUCCAAGAAAACUCUAUGCAUCUCAAACAACACAUCUCAAUCUUGGCCAAGGGAAAAUGGACUGCUUUGCUGGAUUUGCACUGAGCAACUUUAGGAAAUGUCGGUGGAGUGUUCACCAAGAUCAAACAGCAGUACAGGUGAAAGGCAAACACACAAGCUCCAGCCCAAAUCCUCCUGGUGGCGCAUUCUACCCCAGAGGCUAAAGUGAUUCAAGGACUCCAGGACACCUCUUAAGAGCCUUUCUAAGAACAUGAUAGGCUUACUUCUGCUCCAUAAUAAAGUGGGAGAAAAAAGAAUGUAA
Molecule: messenger RNA, 2153 nt
Organism: Chlorocebus sabaeus (green monkey)
Lineage: Eukaryota; Metazoa; Chordata; Mammalia; Primates; Cercopithecidae
Gene: ST6GALNAC2
Product: ST6 N-acetylgalactosaminide alpha-2,6-sialyltransferase 2
Biological process (GO): protein O-linked glycosylation
Molecular function (GO): alpha-N-acetylgalactosaminide alpha-2,6-sialyltransferase activity
Source: RefSeq, a predicted model, not a curated record